Ceratosolen solmsi marchali is the source of this 1147-nucleotide messenger RNA. RefSeq names its product RAS oncogene family member Rab27 (gene Rab27). The transcript has 5 exons. The coding region runs from base 480 to 1109 and encodes 209 amino acids. Gene Ontology annotation, molecular function: GTPase activity; GTP binding. The record is from RefSeq and is a predicted model, not a curated record. Lineage: Eukaryota; Metazoa; Arthropoda; Insecta; Hymenoptera; Agaonidae.
AUUAUCACUAGUGCCAGACUUUACUAGUAGUUCGUAAGGUCAGAGCUGUGCAUUAACGUGCGUUCUUUUUUCAAAACGAGUUGCUACGAAUAAAGCUCAAUUGUCGUUUCGUAGCUGGGGAGCUACUAAUUUCGUUAUUAAAAUAGCGAGCGGUCGAAAGGAGAGUGAGUGCGCCCGGCGAUACGUAGGUUUGCAACUUUAGACGGGGCAUGAUUUAAAAAGGAUUAAAAAAGAACGAAGCACGUACGCGAAUUAUAAGGAAGUGCCAAGGGCUAACAGGUAGCCUCGCACACUUUGCGAAUUCGGCGGUACGCAUAUUGCAUAUUGCUACUGCAAAGAUUUGUUCAUUAGAAAUAUAUGUGAGCGUAUUUAUUCGCUCGCUAGUGCGUUUUUGCAGCGUGUAGAUUUCAAUUUGCUCCGUCGAGAGAGGAGAAAAAACUUCAGUUCUCUUUGUAUCCCCUCCAAACAGCAGCUCAAACAUGGAUUACGAUUAUUUGCUAAAGUUCCUCGCACUCGGCAAUUCAGGUGUUGGAAAAACAAGCUUCCUGUAUCAGUAUACCGAUGGCACGUUUAAUCCUCGUUUUCAUUCUACGGUUGGCAUUGACUUUAAGGAAAAGCGAAUUGUAUAUGAGUCAGCCAAUGGACAGAGUCAAAGAGUGCAUUUACAACUUUGGGAUACAGCUGGGCAAGAAAGGUUCCGAAGUUUAACCACAGCAUUUUACCGAGAAUCGAUGGGCUUUUUUCUGCUAUUCGACUUGACAAAUGAACAGUCCUUUCUUGCAAUAAGAAAUUGGUUGGAUGAACUUAGGAUGCAUGCCUAUUGCGAGGAGCCCGACAUAAUUCUUUGCGGUAACAAAUCGGAUCUCGAGGACAGACGCAUAAUUAGCGAGCAGAAGGCUCGAGAGUUGGCGGAAAAGUACAAUUUGGUGUAUUUGGAGACCAGUGCAUCUACCGGGCAGAAUGUAGAACGCGCCGUUGACAUUUUGCUCGAUCGUGUGAUGAGGAGAAUAGACACGACCGUGGAUAGAUCGAUUCUUCCCCAUCAAAAGCUCUUGAGGUGUCACGAACUUGAAGCUCCAACUAAGAAGAAAAGAUUUUGCUUUUGCUGAACAUUUGCUGUCUUCCGUCUUUUUACGCUUACUGAACU